This is a messenger RNA of Podarcis lilfordi (Lilford's wall lizard), 19423 nucleotides long. NCBI's taxonomy places the organism in Eukaryota, Metazoa, Chordata, Lepidosauria, Squamata, Lacertidae. The record is from the annotation of a GenBank genome assembly.
AUGGAGAGCAGUGAGGGGAGCUACGUCUCAUCAGGAGAGGAGGAGGAGGAAGAGCUCGCCUCUUUCCAGCUCAGCGAUGAACUUCAAGAUCUAGAGAAGCAGCUGUCCCACAUCCAAGUCCAUAUUCCUGAAGUUGUAUUGUAAGGCGGGUCUUAAAGUCCAUCUCUGUGUGAACAUGGAAACACCAGCUUCAUCCACACCUUCCUGGCUUAGUCUUUGCUACAGAAACCCCAGCCCAAAGCAAAAGAUUUUGCAUUCUUCUAAAACAGAUGGGGAGCCUGUGGUCCUCCAAAUGUUGAUGGACUCCAACUUCCAUCAUACCCAGGCAUUUGGCUGGGGCUGAUGGGAGUUGUAGUCCAGCAACAUCUGGAGGGCACCAGGUUGGGUAGGACUGGAAUAUGUAGACAGUAACUGAGCUAGAUGGUUCAAUGGUCUGGCACAGUGUAAUUCAGCUUCCUAUGUUCUUAAAGCAGGAGAGGGGAACCUCUCACUAUCUGGCCCUUAGGACUCACUCCAGGCAACACACCCUCUCCACCCACACCUCUCACCAGCCUUAUUUCACAUCCUCCUUGUGUGAUUUUGCCUGGCUGGGAUGUGUCCUUGUCGGUGAAUGACUAAGGGACUUGGGAACAGUUGAGGGAACUGGCUGUGUUUAGCCUGGAGGAGAGGAGACUAAGAGGUGAUAUGACAGCCACCUUCAAUUAUCUGAAGGGCUGCCACAUGGAAGAUGGAGCAAGCUUGUCUACUCCUGCUCUAGAGGCAGGGGCCUGAGCUGUGGAUUCAAGUGGCGAGAAAGGAGAUUCCAACAAAACGUUAGGAAGAAUUUUCUGAGGGUAAGAGUUCAACAGCAGAUUGGACUCUCAUGGAGGUUUGAUGGCCAUCUGUCAGGGAUUCUUUAGCUAUGGUUCCUGCAUAUCGGGGUUAGGCUAGAUGACCCUUGGCGUUCCUUCCAACUCUGCAGUUCUAUGAUUCUAUGAACUCCUAUGAUGCCUCUUGCUUGCCUGAUGAAAGGAUAGAGAGGGGUGUGCCAGUGUGUGUGAAACUAGAGUACUGUAGAAAGGAAAAAUGUUCACUCUUGCUUCUGACCUCACCUGCCCACCCCACCCCCCCAAAGUUGCCCAGGAGGGAACAUGGCCCAUGAGCUGAAAAAUGUUCCCUGCCUUUGUCCUAAAAGAAGGAGCUUGCUUGUACAGUGGUACCUCUGGUUACGAACUUAAUUCGUUCUGGAGGCCUGUUCUUAACCUGAAACCAUUCUUAACCUCAAGUACCACUUUAGCUAAUGGGGCCUCCUGCUGCCACCGCGCCGCCAGCGCACGAUUUCGGUUCUCAUCGUGAGGUAAAGUUCUUAACCCGAGAUACUACUUCUGGGUUAGCGGAGUCUGUAACCCUAAGCGUUUGUAACCCGAGGUGUUUGUAACCCGAGGUACCACUGUAUUGAAUGCUGCAAGGAUGGUGCUAACCCAUUGCUCUACAAAUGGCCCAUUUAUCCACUUGUUCUUCUGCAUACAGUGAAUUUGACUGGAGUUCCGUUGACACCAGCAACCUACCCGAGUCCUACAAGACAAACUCUCCCAAGGAGCAAAUGCUGUUGCAGGUGGCUGACAAUUUUCACCGACAGUAUGCGCAUCUCUGCCCAGACCGCGAGCCUCUCUUCCUCCACCCUAUAAACGAAUGCCGUGUGGAAGUAAGUGGAAGGGCUGGGAUUGGUCCAAGAGCUUUACUCAGCUUACAAUUACAAUUACAUGGACAGAGUUUUGCAUGAGGUAAGGCUCACCAUGCCUUAGCUAACAAGCUCUUUUCAGAACCAGGCUCAGACUCUUACCUUCACUUACCAUAUACUUCACUGGGUGGCCUUCCAGAUCUGGGACAAGGUUACUUUGCAUUGUUUCUGCGUACAUCCUCCCUGUGUAGAUAAUAAAACUCUGUUUAGACAUUUUGAGUUCUCACAAGGAGUCCUGGGAAAUGCAGUGUAGUGAGUUUCCCAAUCACCCACCUUCACCAAUUACAGUACUCCAGGAAGAAUGACUCAUAAGCCAGUUUAAUACUGUAAUGGAGAUAUGCACAUAUCUGUGCUAUACCUAGUGCUGGUGCCAGGCAAAUUUGCACCCUAGGCAAGGCUAACUACUUGCACCCAGGCUCAAAGAUUGCUCACUUCAAUUUUCAGAAACGUAUGUCUUGUAUAAAAAAUGAAAAGGACAUAACUUGAAGCUGCUAAAUUUAUUUUAAAUUGCAAGAAUAAUUAAAACAACAAUCUUUGAUUGUCUUUCUCAAAUACAAAAGAAAAUGUAGCACGCAAAUCAUUUUGAAUAAUCCUGUAGAGUGUGGUGUUAAAAUUUAAGGCUCUUAAAAGUCUCGGUUUCAGGCACGUCAAAAUCUCACUUUACAUGCCUUUUCCUAUGCCAGUUUUGUCACCAAUUCCUUCAGGUCGAGUGCUGAUACCUGGGCAUGUUCAUUUGAUAUACAGGUGACUCCCCACUUAUGUGGGGGCUACAUUCUGAGCCCCACACACACAUAAGCGAAAUUGUAUAAAGUGGGGAGCACCCUCUAUACACCCUUUAAACGCCCUCUCUGCCACUCUCUUCCAUCCAUACCAAAAAUACUGUGUCCAAAAAUAUCCACAACUAGAAUUGAAACCCUGGAGCUGGCAAAAUGCUGGAGGACAUACAGGUAAGCUGCUACUACUGCUGUGCUACCCCCCACACCAGCUGUUAGGCAGGGAGGCUGGGCAGCAUAAACAAAGCCCUGUUGCAUCUCCAGUCUCUUUGGGGCUUCCUCUGCCCACAGUGACAUCCUCUUCAGGCUCCGGGGAGGGUCUCCUUGCAAGCCACAAGGACUCUCCAGGUCUCUCCUACCAUUUCCAAGUUUGAAUUGAAGUACCGUAUUUUUUGCUCUAUAAGACUCACUUUUUCCCUCCUGAAAAGUAAGGGGAAAUGUAUGUGCGUCUUAUGGAGCGAAUGCAGGCUGCACAGCUAUCCCAGAAGCCAGAACAGCAAGAGGGAUUGUUGCUUUCACUGCACAGCGAUCCCUCUUGCUGUUCUGGCUUCUGAGAUUCAGAAUAUUUUUUUCUUGUUUUCCUCCUCCAAAAACUAGGUGCGUCUUGUGGUCUGGUGCAUCUUAUAGAGCGAAAAAUAUGGUAUUUCAUUGUUUUCCGGCGCUGCACAUAUAUGCAGUGAUGUGCGAGUCGAUUGCACAUAAGUGGGGGAACAUCAGUAGCUGCUAAGUCAAUUAGUCCCUUUUGCAGCCUUGUUGAGCGUAUGUAAGUUUUUCAUAAAUUUCAGCUUUGAGAAAUUGUGUUCACCACUCACCACUGACACUGGAAAUGUGAGAAGGAUCCUUACAGAAACAGAAAAUAAAGGCACAUUAUCCAGGAGUUUUUGUACUUGUAGCAGCAUAGACUUUGGUAGUCUUUGAGCUACUGCUAUAAGUUCACACCAUCAAUAUGUUUUGUUUCCACUGUGCAUCAGUGAUUUUUCCAAUUUCUUGCAGGCCUUUAGUACAUCUUCAGUAGAUGUUUUGUUGAUAGUGUAUAUAUCAUACAGGAAGCCAAACAGGGAAUUGUGUUGUAGCAGUUGGAAUCUCCCUUCAACAGAUUGUAUAGCCAUGACCUAAGAUAGCAUAGUAGAAACCUACUUCGGAUUUCUACUUUGAAUUUCAGCUGUAGCUCACUAGAAUAAUGAAUACAUUUUCUAAAUUAAAUUAAGAUGUGAUAGUAAGAUUUAAAAUUAAAUGAAUUUUCACUUUUUAUGUGGGUGUGUGGGUGUGUGGGUAUGUGUGUGUGAGAGAGAAUAAAGUUCUGUGCAAUACAUGGUGCAACAGUUGCACUAGCAGAAACUGGUUGUGCAUAAUCUGCAUAUCAUUUGCACAAACGGAGCAAAUCCCAAACAGCUGUUGGUGAGUAUAUGUUUGCUUUGCCAGAUGGUCAUUCGGAAAUUAUUGAUCCAAAUGGGGAAUUCCUCAAAUUAGUCUCCCCCCUCCUUUUUUUUUGGCUUUUAAAUGAUUGAUUUAUGUAUUUAUUAUUUAAAGGACUUAAUUGUUUUGCAGAGUGUGUUGUUUGUCAUACCAACCACAAAUGAAGAGAAUAUAUUUUACUGAAAUCAACAUGCUUAGGUCUAGAAUAUAGAAACAUUUUUUAAGUGAAAGCUAUGAUUUUCCCAUGUGCAAAAGCAGCCACGCAGCUGUGCUUCCAGGGCCAUAAGUAGCCCUCCGCGGGGAGCGGGGUUUGAAUGUAUUGCUCUCUGCUGAAGCCCAGACUCCUUCCUUGUGAUCAACUUUUCUCCUUCCCUGAUACAUCCACAAACCGGUGCUAUUUUCUUGCAGAAAUUUGUGAGCACCACUGUGCGCCCAACUCUGCUUCCUUACUCAGAGUUGUACAACUGGGAUGGCUGUGCCCGCUUUGUGGCAGACUAUCUCACCAUGGAGCCGCUUCCGUCUCCUAUCGCGCCGGUAAGAAACAGGGCCUUUUUGCAUUAUUUUCUUCGCUCAGAUUCUUUUAGGCCAUGUUAGCCAACAAUACUAGGGUGUGUGGGUUCUGCAGGAGAAUUUCUCAAGGUCAGAGCAAUGCAAAGAACAAUUCCGGGUGCUGGUUUUGACUUGGGAUCAAGUGAGACAGGAUGCUAAGCAUGUCAUUAACAACCACACUUGCUUCUUCUGGAAAAUUAAUAGCAGGUAUGGGGUGGGUGGGUGAUUUUCACCAAGGCUGCAAGAAGAAGGAAUGUUUAAUCCUUUCCUCCAAUGCUACAACCCCUUGCCAGCUUAUAUGAGCCCCAGGUAGCAGGAGGAAUGGAAGAAUCUGUCAGUUUCUCUCUGUUUCCCAUUUCUUUCAGUCUUAAAUUCAGUUCUACACAUUUAUCCAGCAAUUUGCAUUUAUGAAAAUAUUCUCAUGAAAAUUCACCAGCAUUUUAGCGUGAAUUUAUCCCCAUGAACACAUUUCAUAUGCAGUUUUGCCUCACAUGCUCACUUUUGCAAAGCAACAUCUCCUGAUAGAAUGGGUUUCUGUAUGUUAUUUUCAUGAAUCAAUGCAUUGUUAUACGUACUUUCCCCCUCGUAUAUUGCAUUUUUUGGUAGUCACUGUAGGAUUGGCAAGCUGCAUUCAAAAAUUUGAAGAAGAGAGUUUCAAAUGAUAUCUAUGUUUCGGUUCUGACUUUGUUUCAGAAAGUGUGAAUUUGACAAAUUCAGCUUUAAAUGUGAACCAAAAGACACUCCCUCCAUUCCUGUUCAGUAUACGGCAGCUUCCAACAACAACUUGUUGCUUGUAACCUGCCCAUCUGACUGGGAUGCCCCAGCCACUCUGGGCAGCUUCCAACAGAAUAUAAAAGAACACAUAACACAUCCUGUGUCCCUAACCCUUUCCAUGACUAUUUGGGCUGCAGGAAUAAUGCAGGGGGCUAUUCCGUUGAAAACAUGGUCUUUUGUCUACACAGCCCAGCUACCUGUACUCCCCGACUACGAUCCUGCGCUACCAGCGGGGGAACUGCUUUGACUUCAGCAUCCUGCUGUGCUCUCUGCUAAUUGGUGCAGGUUAUGAUGCCUACUGCGUCAAUGGCUAUGCCACCCGGGAAAUAUGCAUGAUGGAUGAGUCCAGGGAAGUGUGCCCACUCUUGAAGAAACCAGAAGAGGUGAGAGCUGUGGGUGUUUUCAGAGCCGAGCAGUGUGUGAGGGGCUUUAAUUAGGACCAGGGGGUGGGAUUUGAAGGGCAAAACAUCAGUUGACUCCUUGGCCCUGGCUCAAGAAAGCUUUGCUAACUCUGUUCUGCUGAUACUCUCCCAGCAGAUGGCAACAGGAGCCACUAGGAGGCAGCAGAGGCAUAAUUUUAAUGGGCAUCAGAAAGAUUUUUUCUCUCUCUCUCUUGUAUAUGUUGAUUACUUCUCUAUAUUUCUUUUUUCUUUUUUCAAAUUUAUAAAUUUUAUUUAAUCAUCCAUAUACAUCCCUGUAUUUCAACUGCAUAUUCUUAGACAUAUCUAAGGUAUCAUACCACAUUUAUAUGCUUAUAUAGAAACAUGUAAUUUGCACAUGGUCUUUAAUAUAUUCCGUGCAUAAAUACCACAUGCUACUUACACAUUUCAUCGGUACGUUUGCUAUACUAUGAAAUGCCUAAGAUCCUAUUUGAAAAGGUAUAAAGGCUGAAUAUUGUGUAUUAUAUAAUAAUAUGUAAAGACUACAUGCAUGCAUGCAUGUUAUGUAUUAACUGUGGCAUAAUUAAGAAAGAUCAAUAAAUAAACAAAUGAAUAGUGUAUCUAUGUUCAUGUAAGAGCACACAAAAUCAUACUCAUAAUAACAUUAAGUCAACCCCAAUCCCAAAAAGUUUAGACUAAUUUUUUUAUAUUGGUGUCUUGCCAAAUGCAAGGGGGUUCUUUUAAUGAGAUUCAGAAGCAAUACAAACAAAAGUGAGUGAGAAGAUUAAAGAUAUAUACAUUACCAAGCAAUAUAUACAUUACCAAGCAAUAUAUACAAUAUAUACACUACCAAGCAAGCACUUCAAUCUGCCACUGGGAAGCCCUCAAGAAGUGGCGAGGUGACCCCCAGGUAACCUCAGGUUGCACGAACCUGCAAUCGAUCAGUCCAUGCAUGAGCUUCUCAGAACUAUGCCCCCAAACCAUCUGAUUUCUUGAUAGCUAACUUGUUAGCCUACAUGCAUUGCCCAACUAGCUAGCGCAGAUUAUUAAUUGGCUAUCCUCCUCUUCCAAUACCACUCAUUCCUCCAAACAAUGUCUAACAGAAUGUACCCUGCAUUAUCACUGGCCUAAGAAGGUCAGAAUGUACCCUGCGUUAUCACUUCCUUCCAACAAAUUAAAGGCUGUUCUCAGCCAUCAAAGAGCAGAACCAAGAGAUAAAGAGGGGAAGUAAACAGAGGCAGGAAGAAAUGACGAUUUCAGAUCACUAAAUUCCUCGAAAUACAAAUAUCUUCCGGAAAAGAUUGCCCCUACAAUCGGUCCAAUGACUGGAGGAAUUCUGGGAGCUUCUGUGGGCGAGGACCCUUCUCCUUGUGGAAUGGAAGUGGUUUCAUUUCUCCAAGGGUGGGUUGGCCACCCCUUCCCCCAACGUUUUAGUCCCAUAGGUUACUGCAUCAGCUGAUGAGAAGCAAUUUUCAUCUUGGGAGUCUAAGCAUCUGCUUGCUUGCUUGCUUGCUUGCUUGCUUCUUCUGCUUCCCUUUUAAACAUACCUCUGCGUCCUUCCUUCCCAUUGGCCUUCCAGCAGCCCUGCAAGAUAGGUGAGGCUGAACAAUUCUGGCAGGGUUGCCCAGGUGAGCAAAGAUUUAAACCCAGAUCUCUCCAGACUAAGUCGAACAUUCCCUUUCCAGUACACCACAUUGGCUUAUACAGCAAGAUAUUUGCUCAUAGUAUGGCAAGUCCCAUUCCUGUCCACCCCCACUUCUGGCUCAUUCAUGAACUGUAAUAAGCCCACACUCUUCACACUGCCAGAGGCUGCCAAAUAAACACACACAACCUUGCCCAACUGCAUACAGGCACCCUCUGCUUAAUGGCAGUUCAUUUAAUCUGAAGGUAGACAGAAUGUGAUUGUAAUAUUCUGGCAGAUGAAAGGCAGUGUAAAUGAAUGAAUGAAUGAAUGAAUGAUGUAGCAGCUCAGUGGAGGCUGCUGUGAUUGGCACGGGUAGGACGGAAGGCAGGGAGUCCAACAGUAGGUAGUGCCAGAGCCAAUGAUAGACAGAGACAACUAAUUCUGGUCUUGUCCCCAUCCUCCUCCCUGCUGAGUUCUAUAAGGGCAACACAGACUGAGGAGCAUAGCUGUCAAUGUUUCCCUUUUUUUAAGGGAAAUUCCCUUAUUCCGAAUAGGAUUCCUCACAAGAAAAGGGAAAAGUUGACAGCUCUGCUGAGGAGGAGGAAGUGCCUUCAUCAGAACUCAAUGUAGUAAGAAGGCAAGGAGUGUGGGGCUGGCCAGGAGGAGGGUCAACACGAAGGGUCAGCACCCUACUUAACUGAAAGGACUUGCCUCCGCUGGAACAGCUUUCUUUUUGAUUUAUGACUACAGGUCGCAGUAGAGGCUACAAAACAGAAGCCCAAGAAGUACGCCAUCAAGCCCCCCCGGGAUUUAAGCAGCAAAUUUGAGCUGCGCCAGGAAGCCAAGCAGGAGGCAAUUGUGCAGGCUGCUCUGGAGAAGAAGCGGAAGGAGGAAGAGGAAAAGAGACUGGUGAGCAAGGCUUGCAGAAUUCUGUCUUGCUGCAGGCACACAGCCUGGAUGCGGAGAAGAACACCCACCCACCCCCUGGGAAGAAUCCUGGGAGCUGAAACAUAGUUCCCCCAAAACGUUUUCACUUGUGCAAAAACCACUCUGCACGCGCACACACACACACACACACACACACACACAUUUGUGCAUUCAUUAGGAUUGCCCUUCACUUGAUCUUACUCAAAAUUGCCUUCAGUGACAUAAUCCUCAUUUAGCGACAGCAUGGUUUGUCUGAGCAUCUGACCUCAGCCCAGCCAACUAACCAUGGUUAGUUUUCUGACAACAAACCAUGAUGUGAAGCCAUGGGGUUUUUUGCCAACUUACAAACCAUGGCUAAGUUUACCCAACAGCCCAACAGCCUUGUUCAGCUGUGAUGAUUUCUUUGGCCACCUCAAACAUUCAUCAGACUGCGGUGGCACAAAGCAAGAACAGCUAGAAAACAAACCAGGUUUUGGAGAAACAAACAAUGGCUUGUUUUUUCAUCUCUUGAACAAACCUUGAUUAAAGUAAACCAUGGCUCAGUGAUGUGCGCAAAGGGGAAGAACAAUUUCUUUUAGUUGUAUUAUAGUCAUUGCUCUUCUUUGUUUCUGUGUGGCAGGAAGCUGAGAAGCCCCCGCCAGACAAUCUGUAUGGUCUCCGGGUCCAUGCCUGGGUUCUGGUUCUUUCAGGCAAGCGUGAAGUGCCAGAGAGUUUCUUUAUCGACCCAUUUACAGGGAAAAGCUACAGUACCACAGACGAUUACUUCCUUGGUAUUGAGAGUGUCUGGAACCACCGGAAUUACUGGGUCAAUAUGCAGGACUGUUGGAAUGCCUGUAGGGUAAGCCAACGGAAUGACUGGCUGGGUCUGAGUGUGGAACAAUUAAUUGACUUCUGGCUAGAGGGGAAAUGUUUCUCUUCACCAGAUCUAGCCUGAGUGAUACCCUCUAGUUGUUGUUAGACUACAACUCCCAUCAGGCUCAGCCCACAUGAGUGAUGGCCAAGGAUGAUGGGAGUUGUAGUCCAAUAGCAUCUGGAUUUGUAGUGGUUGGCUAUGUAAGCUUGGGGCCACUGACAAAUGGGAGCUAUCAUGCAGUCUAGGAGUGUUGAGUAGUGGGAUGGGGAACCCUGCAGGCUCUCCAGAUGUUGUUGGACUCCAACUCCCAACAGCCACAGCCAGCAGACCAAUGGUUGGAGAUGAUGGGAUGCGUAGCUCCUGGAGCCCUCUUUGGAUCCAUCACAAGGCACAUGCCUCUCCAAAAUAGUCCUGCCUUUGGCACACUCUUCCCAUUCUAAAUCAGGGAUGGCCAAAUCGUGGGUUGUGAACAUCGCCAAAUGCAAUUUGACCAUGACACACAGGUGGCUGCCCUCUCUUUCCACCCUGGCAAAACAGAAGGGGUGUUCACACAUUACAUCCAAUGAUUGUACAAUCCAUUGAGCUGCACCCCCUUGCAGUGAUUCGUUCAACAAGUGUUCCGUCUGCGUAACUGUGAGCAUGGUAGCGGAGCUGCCCAAAUCAGAAUGCGUCCAUGCAUAGAAACAGCUUAUUAUACCUGUCUUUGCUGCAAUGUGUGAAGGAGCCUCCAGGGAAGGAAAGGGACAGAGGUGGGAAAGAGCAAAUGGAGGACAGGGUGGGGGCGCAGCGGCAGCGUCUCUGAAUGAUCUGGACUCAGAGCAUCCCUUGCAAAGUUCCUGAGAUCUGAUUCCUUUGGCAACUGAUUGUUUUUCCAGGAUCUCCAGUUUGACCUCGGGGACCCCGUGCGGUGGGAAUUCAUGUUGCUCGGCACUGACAAGCCCCUCCUGUCCCUGCCAGAAAUGGAGGAGGAAGAGGACCUUGCGGAGGACGAGGUGGAUGACAUGGUGAGCCAUCCCGCCUUCUUCCUUGCAGUGCCAGAGGAUUCUGUGCUGUGCACUAGCUCUUCCUGAGGAUGGGCUCAUGCCUUCCAGCAGCUUCCCCAACCUGGUACCCUCCAUAUGUUUUGGACUACAAAGACCAUCAGCUCCAGUUAGCAGGACUGUGCUGACUGGGGCUAAUGGGAGCUGUAGUCUAUUGACAUGAUGUCACCUAUUUACAUAGGAUCAGAAGUCACUUGAGCAGCAAAAGAUCCUAAGAAUGCCCUCAACCCCCCCAGUUCAUUGUCCCCAUGACAUGGACUCAGCUUAUCACCGAACUUUCAUCGUCCCAGUUUCCAAGAGCUGACACUCCUGGCCUGACCAGAAGUAAAUGGGGUGGCAGGUUGGACCUGAAGUGAUGUUACAUAGCUGUGGUUGAUCCCAGGAAAUGUUCUUUCCUUCCUUGUUGGACCAGACAGCAGGUGGGUGGCAAAGGGGAAAGAAGAGAACCUGAAAUAGCAUUUGGCGUUCAGCAGCAGAGGAUCAAAUAGAGCAAUGCAGGAGAUCAGGAAGAGGCUGGCUGACUCAGUGGCAAGUCAAGACAGUGAUUCCUUGCCAUAUCAGAUAUGGAAAGUAGAUGGGGUUUGCCCAGAUGAAUAUGGGGGCAGGUGUUUUGGGCAGAGCAGGAUUCAGCCUCCUAACGGCUUCUUCUCCUGGGUCUUCUUGAUAGAUGAAGGAAGAGGAAGCAAAGGGCUUUGACAUGCCUGCAUCUUGGGUGGAGCAGAUCCAGAUAUCUCCAAGAGGUAUUCUCCCCACCAUCACCACCUUGACUGUGUUGUGAGUGGCCAAAGUGUAGAUCACUGAUGCAGCUCCUUGGUGCUUCAGGGAUUGCUUCUGGAGAAUUUAAGAGUGAGGCCAUUCAAAACUGUAUUGUCCUCUUCCUCCUCCCUAUUCUUCCUGGGGCUGAGAGAGCUUGGGAGAAGACAAAGGUCAAUGUCAAUAAAGACCUUCCUUGGAUGCUUUUAAACAGAGGUUGGAUGGCCACCUGUCAGGGAUUUUUUUAGUUGUGAUUCCUUCAUUGCAAGGGGUUAGACAGGUCUUGGGGUUCCUUCCAGCUCUAUGAUUCUGUAGGUCGUGCUGGCCUCAGUGACCAGUUGGAAGCUCAUGGGUUGGGGAAGGAAAGGAGCCGGAGGAUCAGUUGUGGAUCAGGAAGCAACGAAGGAUGAAAGGACUAUAGAAGGCUCAGACCAGGCAGAAUACAGCAGGCACUUCAGGCAGCAAAUGAAGGGGCCGAAGAGCAGCAGCAAAACAUUGGAGGAUGAAGCUGUGUAUAUCCAUGGCCUGACACCCCUCCCCACUCAAAGACAGCUGCUUGCACUGUAGUCAGGUGCAGCUGUCUGUCCAUUUGGCUUCUGUACAUGGGAAUGGGAGGGCCGCCAUCUUUGCUUCAGGCAGCAGAAUGUCUUGGGCUGGCCCUGUGAGGGGGCUCAAAGGAGCCACAGCAAUGUCUAGGCUGGUCUCUGGUGAGCAUGUGAAGAUGUGAAAUCCAAGGACGUUGAUCAGCUGACUGUUGAGGCCUGCGUAGCACCUUGCAUGGAACAUUAGAAUUAUAGAAAUGCAGAGCUGGAAGGGACCCCAAGGGGCCCUGUAAUGCAGGCAGAACUAAAAGACUUCAAAACUUUAACACCAGCACUUGGACCACCUAAUGUAACACUACAGAUAGUGUAUUCCAGUGAGAAGUUUAAAUGGGGAUUUGUUUAUUUAUUUAGAGCAUUUGUGCCUCACUUUUCAGCCCAAAAAGGCUCCCAGAGUGGUUUACAGGCCGUCAGUUAAAACUAGACAGUCCCUGCCCCUUCAGGCUUACAACCUAAAUGACAUCCAAGGAGAAAGUGAGAGAAGGAGGCAGGGAGACAAGCUCAGGUGCCAGUUCUUAAAUACUUACUUGUUCUUAUGAUGACUGGUUUGCAGAGCAUUUUGUACCAUUAAAAUGCAUGCUCCAUGGCCAAUGGUCAUCUUUGUUCGUCUUCUUGCUCCUAGAAUUCGAGACACGUUGCCCCCAAGGCAAGAAGGUGAUUCAGUACAAGAACGCCAAGCUGGAGAAAUGGGCGCCGUAUCUGAAUAGCAACGGACUGGUCACCCGCCUCACCCUCUUUGAAGAUCCAGACCGUGAGCCAGCUCUCUGGGGUUCUGGACAGGGGUCUCUCCCAAGCCCACCUAGAGAUGCUGCCAGCGAUUGCACCUGCUGGGGGACAUCUGCAUGCAAAGCAGAUGCUCUACCCACUGAGCCACCAUCUUGGCAUUGCCGAAAGUUGCCUGAGUUUAUGGGGCUGAUAGGAAUUGCAGCCCAACACCACCUGGAGGGCAUCAUGCUGGGGAAAGCUGGUUUUCACAACGCAAUCAUUUACACCAAUCUUUCAUUGGGUUCUCAUUUACUGUAGUCAAGGUCUGAUUGCUCCCAACACCCUUCUAGCAUAGUCCACAAAUGAGUGGAGGGGUUCAUUUAUUAUUGCACUUAUAUCCUGCCUUUCUCAAGCAGCAAAACAUCCAGGGCCACCCCAUGUGUAAGCCGCCAUUGCCAUGGAUUGUUCUCUUCUCCUCCUAAGGCACCAAAGUGCUGGAAGUGAAGGAAUGGUACAAGAACCGGGAAGACGUGUUGGAUACAAGAGAGCUGAAUAAGAAAACGGAAGUGACGAAGGAGUUCUUCAUGCCUGGGCAUGUGCAAGGCCUCAAAGGUGUGUGUUUUUGUAUUGUAAUUUUAUGUUGUGAACUGCCCUGAGAUCUACGGGUAUAGGGCGCCAUACAAAUGUGAAUGAUAACAAUAACAACGGUAGCCAAGCCUUUUCUCAAUGUCCUGGUUCAGGCACUGAAGUCUGGGGCUGUUUCUCCAGCAGCAUCUCAUUCCUGAGUCUCAGCUUCCUUGGUUCUCUGCCAGGCCCUGAUCCAGGCAGGCACUUUCACAACCUUCUCCAUCCUCUGAGUAGACUCACACACAGCUGGCAAGGCUCUUCACCAGCAGAUCGAAAGCGCCUGCCUAGGGUCGCAGCUUCUCUGCUUGUGUGGCCCUGCAAGUGACUGGCAGGAGCAUUACAAUUCAUGGAGGAGAGGGCUAUCAAUUGCUACUGGCAACAACUGCUAUGCUCUGCUCCACAGCUGGAGGCAGCAAUGCUGCUGAAUACCAGUUGCUGAGAAUCACAGGAGGGGAGAGGGCUCUUGUAUUAGAAUACUGCUUAUGGGCUUUCCAUUGGGGCAUCUGGUUGGCCACGGUGAGAACAGGAUGCAGGACUUGGUUGGCCUGAUCCAGUGGGAUCUGUUGAUGUUCUUACUGGCAACAGAGCUAUGCUUCCAGAGCAGUUGUGCUGCUGUGCCAGUGGAGGGGCCCUUUUGCCCCAUCCAAAACUCUCUCAACAGGCUUGCUGUUAAGGUAUGUAUGCUUCAGCCCACCAAUUGCAAUAAUCAUGAAUGUGUUUGCCGGUUAAGAUAUGCCCCAGAGGCUCUGAUCUGGUUACCCAUCAGUAGCCCUGGGGAGUUACUGAGAUGGGGCAUUUGCAGUGGAACUAUAAUAAUUAUAAUAAUUGUUUAUUUAUACCCCGCCCAUCUGGCUGGGUUUCCCCAGCCACUCUGGGUGGCUUCCAACAAGAGAUUAAAAUACAAUAGUCCUUCAGAUAUUAAAAGCUUCCCUAAACAGGGCUGCCUUCAGAUGUCUUAAAAGUCUGGUAGUUUUUUUCUUUGACAUCUGGUGGGAGGGUGUUCCACAGGGCGGGCGCCACUACCAAGAAGACCCUCCAUCCCCAGAUGUGUUUUGCUGGUGCCUUCUCUCUGCUAUCCUUUAGGCUGUAGGAGAAAAUCAUCCCAUCCUUUAAUCAGAUCAUCUGUUGCUUCUCAAUUGGGCUCUUAAUUGCAGGUUUUAUUAUGCAUAGAACUGUAGAGUUGGUAGGGAACCCAAGGACCAUCUUUUCCAACUACCAACAAUGCAGGAAUCACAGCUCAAGAACCCCUGACAGAUGGCCAUCCAACCUCCGUUUAGAAUUCUCCAAUGAAGGAAGAGUCCACCACCUUCCAAGGUUCCACUGUGGAAUAGCUUAUAUUGUCAGAAAAUUCUUACUAAUAUUUAAUCAGGAUCUCCUUUCUUUUAACUUAAGUUCAUUGGUUUGGGACCUCUCCUCUAGAGCUGGAGCAGGAGAAGACAAGCUUGCUCCAUCUUCCAUACGACAGGCCUAUGAAUGUGGCCAUCAUAUCACCUCUCACCGUGCUAUCUUGUAUUUUGCAGGAUAUAAAUGUAACACAUCAAAUAAAUAAAAAUAACAUACCUUUUUUACCUGGCAAUUCACCCUUCUAUUUUGGGUUCCUAGCGCACGACUACUUGACGAUGGACCCCGAAACAGAUCGCACCAUGGAGUUUUAUAGCGAGACGCGGGUAGACGGCCUUCAGAAACGGGUUGAAACUCCCAAUGAAAUGGAGGAGUAUUUUGAAGGACGGUCGGAUUUCCUGUAUUACCGGCACGCUGAGUUUGGCAAAAGAAUAAAGAAACCAGGCAACGCUGCAGCCACCACUGAAAGCAAUGCCCGACCUAUACUGGUAAGUGGAGCACAGGGGCUCCGAGUACAGCUGGGGUAGCACGUUGCCCCCGAGAAACAGAGCUGCAGAUCAGGAAGCCCUUGAUUGGCUCUGGUGCCACCUACUGUUGGCCUCCUUGCCUUCUUCCCUAACAGUCCCAGUGGGCACCAGCCACCACUACCCACAGGUUAGCCCUCCCAACUCUUUGCCAUUGCUCCCAGCAUCCACUGACUCACUCUGUCUAAUGCUAGAGCCAGCUCAAUGUGUGGCAUAACAUCGCCAACUGCUGCUGUGCCAAAAACUUGAAUCUCCUCCUCUCCCUCGCUCUCUCUCUCUCCCUCCACCCACCCACUCCCUCCUGUUAACUUGGUGGCUAGGAGUUUGAUCCCAGCUGACACCCCCUUUUUCUCUCCACACGCUCUUCCCAGAAAAUCACUGAGAGGUUCCACAGGAACCCAGAAAAACCAGCUGAUGAAGAUGUGGCAGAGCGCAUCUUUUCGAUAGUGGAGGAGAAGAUCUUCUUGACCUACCACUGCAAGGAGAACUACAUCACCCCCUCGAAGAGGGACUUCAACAAGCGGGCAGAUGUGGACAGCAUGGGGAAUAAGAUCAUCAUGACCCCUGAGAUGUGCAUCAGUUACCAGGUAAAAAAUAGAUGGGGAGAUCUGCAUGUUGCAGAGAGCAACUGGAGUCGCAGCUGAGAUGGGGCAGAGAACUUAAUGGGUUGUGGCUGGCAAGGAAGCCACUGGCAACAAACCUCAAGGCCUGGUCUUGUUUUUGUCAUAGAAUUAACUUCAGUGUGUGCAUUUGGGGACAUGCAUUUUAACAGAUUUCUUUUUUAAAAAAUAUGGCAGCUAAUUAGCUGGGUAAGAGCCACGUGGACUACUACUCACCAUACCUAACAGCAGGGCUGGCUUUGGUCCUCACAUACUUCUUCCUCCCCUUCCCUUAAUGCACUGUGAUUCCCUCCCUCUUUCCUCAUACGAGGCAAUCCAUGGUUUGGCGUUGCAUUCAAAUAAGGGAAACAAUGGUUUGUGAUCAUUAUUAUGAUUACUUUGAUUUCUUACCCCUUGUUCACCAGAAGACCCUAGGGCAGGUUUCAACCAUUUAAAACGCAAUAUUAACAACAGUUCAAAACAAGUGACAGUCACAGGAAUAGAGUGAGUCCUGAAAAUAGGUCGCCCUUAAAAUCAGCAUUGGAAAUCAUGGUUGGGUCGUGGUUUGCAACUGAUAGUUUGUCUGCUUGGGACGUGUGUGUAGCAAUCUCAGGUUUCUCUCAAAACAGGAAGCAGAGGAAGAGAGAAGAAAUCAGUGUGUGAGGGGAGGUGUGAGCUUGAGGCUUCUGGCAAGUUUAUGCUCUUAGUGCCCAGCUGUGGUUUGGUGGUGUAUCUCAGUGGUGUAUCUCAGCUGAACUUGUGUGCUGUAGCAGAUUGCCUGUUGAAUGGCUGCCGGCUGGGCUAUGAAAUCCCAGGUGGGUUAUGAAGCCCUACAAGUGAGCUUGGGCCAGCCAACCAUUUCUCAGCCCAUCCUGCCUUACAGGGUUGUUGUGGGGAGAAAAUGAAGGUGACCCUCCGUCCCCCACAGCUACUGCAGCUUCUUGAAGGAAGGGCACUGUGGAAAACUAAGUAGUAAUAGGAGUAUAUUUUAAUGCUGCCACUGGCUGACCAUUUUUUGUAUGGAUAUCGAUGACUAACUUUUAGGUUAACUUUAAGCUCGUUAGCAUCCUGUUCUUACAGUGGCAAACCAAACACCCCAAAGGGAAGCCUGCAAAGAGCUCCUGAGUGCAACAGCACCCUCUUUACUUGUGAGUCUCACAACUGGUAUUCUGAGGCAUACUGCCUCCCACAGUGGAGGGAGAACAUAGACAUCAUGACCAGUCACCAGGAAAUUGUCUGAUCCUCUUUCAAAACCAGUGAAGCUGCCUUUUUGAGGAUCCUGGACAUAUGUGCAAGUUGAUGUGCAAUGCCAGAAUCAUGUGCCUUCAAUGCCUCUAAGAGUGACCCUACACUGUUUUGAGGCGGGUGGUGGGGGUUUACAAUCAAGUGGUCUAUACAUUUUAUGAAAGAAAUAACUCUGAAAUUAGCUGUGAUUCCCGCAUUGUGGGGGCAGGGGGCCAGAUGUUGCAUUGGGUCUCUUCCAGCACUGUGGUUCUGUGAUUCUGUGUGCCAUCUACACCUCUGAGAGUGACCCUCCCUUAAACCCAAGAUGUCUUAUGUGUUUUGGAAGGGCUGGCCAUUCCUUCCCCUCCUCUUCCCCCUUCCUCACAGGCUCCUUUGCCUUUAGGCAGGGUCCACAGAGAAGGAAAAGAAGCUGUUCCACCUGUAUGAAAUGAUGAUGCACCUGAUAGAGGAUGAGAAGAAAUCCCGGCACCUAGUGUGGGAGUCAGAGAUGGAGGUAAUGGGAAAGGAGUGGAAGGCGGGUCAUAGCUUAAUAGUGGCCAAAGGCUUUGUCUACAAGCAAAAUAGCUCACAGAGCAGAUUUGGGAAAGACCCCUUCCUGAGGCCCUGCAAAGCUGCUGCUAGUUUGAGGAGGCAGAGUUGAGAUUUUAAUGCAUUGCAUUCAUUGUUCUACUCACCACUGGCAUAUGGCCCUCAAAAGAUUGCCUAGAAGGAAAUGUGGCACUCAGGAUGAAAAAGACUCUCCCUGCCUCUAUUCCAAAAUAUAAUGUGUGCCAUUAACUAUCACAUUUGCUAAACACAAAACCACCUACUCUCCUUUUUCAGAUGUGGUGGAUCUUUUGUUUUUGUGUGUGUUUUUUUUAAAGUUUUCUGAGUCUUUCUAAGCUCCAGCAAUCUCUCAUGCACAGAGUGUGCUAUGCACACUGGCCGAAGGGGUGUGUUGGCAACAAGGUUAUUGCUAACAUUUCUAUCCCAUCAAAGGUCCUGGAUAUUCUGAGGAUUCGAGAGGAAGAAGAAGCAGCCAGCAAGUUGACCGUGUCUAUUUAUGACACCGAGAGGAAUGAGAAGAGCAAGGAACAGCGAGAGGCAAUGGUAGGUGAUGAGGGUCAUCUUUAAACUCAGGAACAUUCAUUCAUUCUUUACAUUUAUAUCCCACCUUCCCUACAAGGAGCUCAAGGUGGUGUACAAAAUUCUCCCCAUUUUAUUCUCACAACAACCCUGUGAGGUAGGUUAGGCUGAGAGGCAGUGACUAGCUCAAGGUCACCCAAUGAGCUUCAUGGCCAAGAGACGAUUUGAACUCUGGUCUCCCAGGUCCUGGUCUGGCAUUCUUAACCACUGCAUUCCCUCUUCCCAGGGAACCCUCCCUCUGCUAGUGGUGGGUGGGGCCAGAGGCCAAAGUGGGUGGAGCAAUGGAUGCCGCCGUGCUAGGCUCAUUCCGGCCAUGCAAAAGUAAAAGGUUUCUGCACACACAAACCCCUCCAUCCAGGCAAGCAAUUCUGACAGUUCCAGCUGGCCAAAGCACUCGAGGUGGUUGUGGAGCAGGGCUGGGUGGGGGGGAGUGUGGCUUGGGGAGCAUCCAAGGGCCAGAAGGAGAGCUCUGAAUGCUUGAAUUCUGUCCCCAGGCCCCUGACAUGGAACAUACAAAAGGCCCCACUGAACCAGGUCCUGUUCUCAGGGUAGCUGUGAGAAUCAAACUCAUAAGAAAAUAAAAGAGCUUUCUGGGUCAGGCCAGUGGGCCAUCUACUCCAGCAUCCUGUUCUCACAGUGGGAAACCAGCAAGCAGGAUUCAAGCACAGAAGCCCUCUCCCUGUCCUGCGGUUUCCAGCAACUGGUGUUCAGAAGCAUUGUUGCCUCCAACUGUGGAGACAGAGCCCAGCCGUGGCAGCAAGCGUAGUACCCACAGGCUUUCUCUUUUUAUCCCCUCCUCCAGGAGCGCCAGCUGCAAGAGGAGCGCCAGCGGCAAGUGGAGCAGGAUCUGGACUACCUGGCGCCUUUCCUGAUCCAGAUUGGUGGCAUCGAGAAGAUGACCAAGUGGCUGGCUUUGCGCCUGAAGGAGGACUGCCUCACCGAUUUCAAGCACCGUCUCGUUGACAAGGCCAACCUCAUCCAAGCGCGUUUCGAGAAGGUGCCUCCUCUUUCCUCCACCCUUUGGCUUUCUUGGGGGGAGGGCCAAAGCAUGAUGAGCUUUUACUGCCUCUUUGGGGCAGAGAAAUUCAACUCAGUUCACUUUUAAAGGCGAAGGUACGUAAUCCACAAUUUCCAAAACAACCGAACCAGCACAGCUGGUUAUGGACCACACCUCAGCUUUUGUUCCAAAUGGAAUGACAGCCAGCUCCUUCUCCUCCAGACCUAAGCUGCCCAGUGCCUGACCCUUGCUAAGCCCUGGUCCAAUGCCCCUCCUUCCCCUCUCUCCACAAUCCUUUCUCUGCCUCUUUCUCCCUGCACAGGAAACCCAGGAGCUCCAGAAGAAGCAGCAAUGGUACCAGCAGAACCAGCUCAACAUGACCCUAGAGGAUGAGGAUGCCUACCUGACUUACUGCUCAGAUGCCAUGUUCCGCAUACGCAUCCUGGAGCUCCGCCUCAGCAGGUACAGCAAGCAAAUUUUUAUAGAUGAGUUGUAUGAACCUGCCCAAUGGUUAAGGCCUACCUCAGAGUCCCUGCAGGUGUGCCUGCCUGCUAGCUCUAUGCUGUUGGCAGGCACAAGGGCCGGGGGCUUUUCUGUGGUGGCUCCCAGGCCUGUAGAACUCCCUCCCUGAAGAUGGGUGCAUGGCUCUGAUGCUGCAGGCUUUAAAUCAGGCACAGCAUCCCAAAGAGCAUAAAUGUCUGCAAUGUAGAGGAUAUGCCUCUAUUUUCCUCAUCUUUUUCUUCUUCUUCCCUUCUCAGGCACAAAGAGAGAGCUCCGCUAAAAUACAUAGCGUUGGAAGAGAAACUAUGCAAAGACCCUCGCCUGUCUGAACAUCUCAGAUUUUAUAUGUGA